AUGAGUUCUGACCAUCCUCUGCAGCUCGAGCAGCAGCUUUCAGUCGUACCGACGGAUGGGAAAGAUUCCUACACAGGGCGCUAUGAAGCCUGGGGACACAAUGGAGUCCCUCAUCUCAUGGGCUCUGUCGUGAUGGGUCAGGCUGCGCUAGCAGCCUACGAGACUGUGCCACAAAACUUCUCCCUACACUCAGUGCAUUCUCGAUUCCUGGGCGCUGGCAUGAAGAGCGUGCCGAUUCAAUAUGAAGUGCAACGAGUUACGACAACGUCGAGAUCUGCAUGCCGUGUCGUCCAAGCGAAGCAGAAAGGAGUCGUCAAAGUCAUGAACACAUUCAACUUUACCGGACCAGCGCCUGAGGACCGGACUCCUCAAAUCUUCGACCAUGUUCCCAAGCCUUCAAGCGAGACGCUAGCAGCAGCCUCCACGCCGACCGACCUAGGACUGGAUGACGGCCACGCAGGCCUGUACGGCGUCAUCGCAAAAAAGCCAAAGGGCUGGCCAGCGAACACGGCAUAUCCUGCGAUCAGCAACAUCAGACUCAGUGUCUCGGACGACGAAGAGAUAUCUCAAAGAAAAUACCGCAUCAAAUUCCGAACACUCUUCCCAAACACAACCUCAAAAGCGCAACUGGUCGCCACACGCUUCUUCUCCGACUUCUACACGCUGGACACGCCACUGACGGUACAAGACAUCGACUUCGGGUUUCGACCAAUCGGUGACAGGUCCAGUUCGCCAAAACUCAACCCAACGAAAAUAAAGGUAUUGAGUACGCUCAGUCAUACCCUGCACUUUUGCGUGACCGAGGGUUUCGAUGUCCACGAAGGGAUACUCAUGGAGUGCGUAACGAAGUGGGCGAAGGGCAGGAGGGCAGCAAUCGGGAUUACGAUAUGGGACACUAGGGGGAAGCUGAUAGCGACUGGAGAGCAAGAGGGUUACUUUGUCUUCAAUGAAACUCCAAAGGUGGAGAGUAGUAAGAUUUAG
Messenger RNA from Zasmidium cellare ATCC 36951, 981 nucleotides. RefSeq lists its product as uncharacterized. Gene Ontology annotation, biological process: fatty acid catabolic process; acyl-CoA metabolic process. The transcript is spliced from 2 exons. Gene Ontology annotation, molecular function: fatty acyl-CoA hydrolase activity. Bases 1 to 981 code for a protein of 326 amino acids. Gene Ontology annotation, cellular component: peroxisomal matrix. The record is from RefSeq and is a predicted model, not a curated record. Lineage: Eukaryota; Fungi; Ascomycota; Dothideomycetes; Mycosphaerellales; Mycosphaerellaceae.